AUGUUGCCAAGAUGUCGAAGGAGGAUUCCAUUUAUUACUGGAACCCUUUUCCUCUUCACCACUGUUCUCAUCUUCAUGAUGAUACAGGACUUUCACUCCUUCCCUGCUAGCAGGCAUGAUAUGAACCCUUCAGAUAGAAACCUUUAUAAGGACAGCAGAGUUGAUGCUGGAACUGCUUUUGCUGCGAUGAGGGAGGACCCACUUGAAGAUGGUAGAUAUGAAGCUGAUGAUGUGAAAGAAAAGGAAGCCUUAUCCCCAAGUGAUGAAAAAAAGAACCACAUGAUAGUCAACUAUGAUGUCCACAUUUUCUAUUACCCAUGGUAUGGUAACCCAGAAGUGGAUGGAGACUGGUAUCACUGGAAUCACCAGUAUUUGCCCCAUUGGGAGAAAAAGAGCAACUUGGAUGGUCAAAGGCACCAACCACCUGAUGACAUUGGGGCCAACUUCUACCCGCAGCUUGGCCCCUACAGCUCAGCAGAUGAGAUUACCAUUAGAAUGCACAUGAAACAAAUUCAGAGUGCUGGGAUUGGAGUAGUGGUGGUUUCUUGGUACCCACCUCACAUGGCUGAUCAAGAGGGUAAGGAACCAGAUUCCCUGAUGUCCAAACUACUAAUUGCAGCUGAGGAGCAAAACCUAAAAGUUGCCCUGCAAAUUGAACCCUUCAAAUGUCGGUCAGCAACCACUAUGCGGGAUGCACUUACAUAUGCCUUCCAUACCUAUGGAUCUCACCCUGCAUUCUACAAGACUAGGCGAGGCACCAGAGACCUCCCAGUGAUAUAUAUAUAUGAUUCCUACCUAGUUACAGAUGAGGAGUGGAAGAGGUUAUUAUUGCCAAGUGGGAAUCUUACUGUGCGUUCAACAGAUCUGGAUGCCAUCUUCCUGGGAUUGUUGGUGGAGGCAAGGCACAUUCAGUCAAUCCAUCAAAGUGGCUUUGAUGGAGCAUAUACUUACUUUGCAGCCAAGGACUUCUCAUUUGGAUCAACAUGGGCCCUUUGGGUGCAGACAUCUCGUUCCUUCCAUGCCAAAAAGCUUCUCUUUGUACCAUCUGUGGGACCAGGUUAUAUUGACACAAGAAUUCGACCCUGGAACGGUGUCACCACUCGGCUCCGCAAUGAUGGAGGGUAUUAUAACUCAUCAUGGAGGUAUGCCUUAGGGGCCAGACCUGAUUUUGUUUCUAUCACCUCCUUCAAUGAGUGGCAUGAAGGAUCCCAGAUUGAACCCGCCAUCCCAAAAGAGAUAGAUAGUUUUAGAUAUAUUGAUUACACACCACAAAAGCCUGACUACUACUUACAGCUCACUCGAACCUGGAUAAGUUCGUGGAAUCAAAAGAGAAAAUCAAGAGACUAG
Molecule: messenger RNA, 1347 nt
Organism: Darwinula stevensoni
Lineage: Eukaryota; Metazoa; Arthropoda; Ostracoda; Podocopida; Darwinulidae
Source: the annotation of a GenBank genome assembly